AUGCAACAACACUAAACAAAAAACAAGGUUUUUCCUAAUUAGCCAGAUCAUGUCGGAGUCGAGAAAGCCAAAGAAGUAUUAAAUAGUGAAGAAUAACAGGGAUAAGUACUGGAACAGCAAACAUAAGCAACAGAAAAAUCGACCGACCCAAAGAAACGUUAGUUUCCUUUUUCUCAGGAAAAGGUUGGUUAAUAUUUUCCCAAAGACAAAAAGGAAAAUAUACAAAGUUAUACAGGAAAAGGAAUAUGUAUGUGAUCGGCUGGCUAUAUAAGAAGAGUCCAUACGUGAAUAACAAAGGAAACCCAUGGCGAAUAAUCCUAUAGCCGCACCUCCUCCUGCGAAAAAAAGGAAGACGUCGUUGUCAUCAAUUCCAGAUGAUGUCAUUGUGAACGUCUUAGCUCGGAUCUCGAUAUCCCACUACCGUUCCCUCUGCUUAGUCUCCAAAAACUUCUACUCUCUUCUAUCUUCUCCAGAUAUCUACUUUGCUCGAUCCCUAAUCGGUACCACAGACGUUCACCUCUACGUGUGCCUACGGCUACCAACUCCCUCCUCCACCAGUCAUCAUCACAGAUGGUUCAAUCUCGGCUACCGUCAGGGUCAGUUAAGUUUAGUACCGAUAGGAGGAGGAAGCAACGAGGAGAAGCGGACCAGAGCCGUUAGAGUUCUUGAUUGUCGGAGUCGUACGUGGCGUCCUGCUCCCGACAUGAAGGUGGCAAGGAAACACGCUAGGUCUUAUUUUUUAGAUGACAAGAUAUAUGUAACAGGAGGAUGCACAAGAAGAGAGGAAAAUUGGGGUGAGGUUUUCGACAUAAAGACUCAGAAGUGGAAGCCAUUGCCUAAGCCUCCUAGUGAUCAUGAUCACAAAGGUGUAGUUUAUGGAGGAAGGCUAUACGCUUUCACCUCCAUCAACUACGCAUAUGAGCCGAAAGAAGAAAGAUGGGUACAAGAGGCGGGGUUUGUGGGUCUAGGACCUAUAACAGGACCUUUGUGCGUUAUAGGAAAUGAGAUUUUUGCUGAACAUGACCGUAAGUACACGUGGUAUAACCCAAGGAAUGUGAAUGGAAAGCAGCAGGUAAUAGAUGGUUUGAAUGAUGUGUACAAGAAACGUGCUAAUAAUUACAGAACGAUUCAAUUAGUUAACCAUGGUGGGAAACUGGUAAUUAUAUGGAAUGAGACUCGCAGGAAACGCAAGCGUCUUUGGUGUGCGGUGAUUAGCUUGGAGGAGCGUUCCACUCCAUUGGGAACUCGUAUGCGGGGGAAGGUCGAACGAUGCGAUCUUCUUUUAGAUUCAGUCCACAAGUCAUAUAUGCUCUCAAGCUGCCUAUCGGUUUUGGUCUGAAACUCAUAUGUUUGCUAUAUUUCUAAUAAGAUGACUUUGUCUUUACAUCAAAACAGGAAUCUUGCAUCAUAUUCCCUUUGUAAUAAAACCAAUGUAAAUAUAUAUGAUCUCUUCAAAGUAUGGAAACUAAAAUGGGUUGAUAUCAAUUAUGCUGUCUGCUUUGUGUAUUGUUUGUCUUGUCUAGAGAAGAGGGGAGGGAUAAAAUAAUCAUCAUGUGGGUG
Molecule: messenger RNA, 1560 nt
Organism: Brassica rapa (field mustard)
Lineage: Eukaryota; Viridiplantae; Streptophyta; Magnoliopsida; Brassicales; Brassicaceae
Product: putative F-box/kelch-repeat protein At4g35120
Molecular function (GO): protein binding
Source: RefSeq, a predicted model, not a curated record